Haliotis rubra (blacklip abalone) is the source of this 2046-nucleotide messenger RNA. RefSeq names its product serine/threonine-protein phosphatase 6 regulatory ankyrin repeat subunit C-like. Gene Ontology annotation, molecular function: protein binding. Bases 1 to 2046 code for a protein of 681 amino acids. The record is from RefSeq and is a predicted model, not a curated record. Lineage: Eukaryota; Metazoa; Mollusca; Gastropoda; Lepetellida; Haliotidae. The transcript is spliced from 5 exons.
AUGGCAGAUUACAUUUCAAGUCCCCAAUACGUGGUGGAAGUUUCCUCACAGAGAGACUCUUAUGAGCGAAGGAAAAUAUGGCGUGUUCAUGCUGAAGCAAACAACAUAGACUUUGAGGAGUCAGUUGUGUCUCAGAUAUACUUUGUUGACUUGCUAAUGGACUGCCUGAAGGCACACUGUCGCAUGUCUGUUACUGAUAUCGUGAAACUAACUGAUAACGCAUCCAAACAGGCUUUUUGUGAAUUACUUUCCGGCAACAAGUCACAUCAUCUCAUCAAAUAUUUUAUGGAGAAAGAAAAUAUCUCAUUCAGCCAGAGCGAAAGAAGGAACAUUUUACUGGGUGUGUGCACGAAUGCUGCGACCAGUGUACUGAAAUACAUCAGUGGACGCAUGGAACUUGAGGUGAAUGUUAGAUACGGUCAGAUGAAGAAGACGCCGCUUAUGUUAGCAGCAGAAACCAGGGACAGUGUGUUUGUCAAUCAGAUUUUGCCUCUUGACCCUGAUCUGAAUGCAAGAGACCAUUGGGAUUUUAGUGUGUUUACAUAUCUUUGUGAAAAUGGCCUUACAUCAGCCGUGGAACAUGCGAUUGACAAAGGUGUGGACAUUAAUAAGGAUCAUGGGCGAUAUAUACACCCCACAUACCUUGCGAUAAAGGAAGGUCACUUAGAGGUGGUGAAACUGUUGGUUAACAGAGGUUGUGAUAUAGAUAACCAGAAAGGCCUAGGAGCUGCUGUUCGGAGUCGGAACGUGAAAAUGUUGCAGUUCUUUUUAAACAGAGGAGCAGAGGUUGACGCUUAUGCUGUGUUCAUAGCAUGUACGGUCGGGGACAUGAAUGUCGUCAAGAUGUUGUUUGAGAAGGGUGCUACUGUGAACAUGAAGGCAUCUGAUGGAAGUACUCUUCUUCUGAGCUCAUGCAUAGAAAACGCUAAUGUUGCCUCGUAUUUGCUGGAGAAAGGAGCCAAUGUGAACCAAGCUUCAAAUGUUACAGGAGACACUCCACUUCUUAAAGCAGCAGAGCUGGGAUCUACAGAGAGUAUGGAGGUGUUACUAAAGGCUGGAGCUGAUGUUAAUGUACAGAAAAAUACAGGUGGCACACCACUUCAUAGAGCAGCAGGAGCAACAGAGCGGGGAUCUACGGAGUGCGUUCAUGUGUUACUGAGGGCUGGAGCGAAUGUUCAUGUACAGAAUAACACAGGCGGCACACCACUUCAUAUAGCAACAGAGCGGGGAUCUACGGAGUGCGUUCAUGUGUUACUGAAGGCUGGAGCGAAUGUUCAUGAACAGAAUAACACAAUCGGCACAUCACUUCAUAUAGCAACAGAGCGGGGGUCUACGGAGUGCGUUCAUGUGUUACUGAAGGCUGGAACUGAUGUCAAUGUACAAAAUAACACAGGUGAUACAGCACUUCAUGGAGCAGCAGGGUGGAGAUCUGCACAGUGUGUUGAUGUGUUACUGAAGGCUGGCGCUGAUGUUAAUGUACAGAAUACAGAAGGUGACACACCACUUCAUAAGGGAGCAAAUCGGGGAUUUACAGAGUGUGCUGAUAUCUUAUUGACGGCUGGAGCUGAUGUUAAUGUACAGAAUAGAAAAGGUGACACACCACUUCAUAUAACAGCAGUGUGGGGAUCUCCAGAGUGUAUUGAUGUGUUACUGAAGGCUGGAGCUGAUGUUAAUGUACAGAAUAAUACAGGUGACACACCACUUCAUAAAGCAGCAGCACGUGGAUCUGCAGUGUGUGUUGAUGUGUUACUGAAGGCUGAAGCUGAUGUUAAUGUACAGAAUAAACAAGGUGACACACCACUUCUUCAAGCAACAGUACGGGCAUCUACAAUGUGUGUUUAUGUGUUAUUGAAGGCUGGAGCUGAUGUUAAUGUACAGAAUAAUACAGGUGACACACCACUUCAUAGAGCCGCAUGGGGGAAAUUUAGAAAGGGUAUUGAUAUGUUAGUGAAGGCUGGAGCUGAUGUUAAUGUGAAAAAUAAUGCAGGUGAUACACCACUUCAAAGGGGAGUAGCAGGGCUCCGUUGUAACGAAUACACAAGGUGA